UACAAUCUUGACUUUGAGAGAUCGCGUUCUUUGUACCUGCUUCUUCGCUUCGCUACAAAUUUCCCAUGGCAUACUCCUCCCGACCAACAUCGAUGCUUCCAGGGGCUUCUGGCUCCUCCCUGCGCCAGCCCAGUGGUUCGCAGUCGCAGCAAUCUUCGGCGCUGUCGGCCCGCAUUGCUGCCAAAAAGGGCGGAGCUAGAGAACCUGCGACAACUACGCGAUCUGAGUGGAACAUUGGCGAUUCAAAUGCAAGCUUUGGAUAGUAAGAUUUCCACGCUGAAAGAUGGCACCGAAGCGGUUGCAUACGUGCUUUCCAACUGGGAUAAUGUUAUUAGGGCCAUCACCCUCGCCUCUAGCAAGGCAGGCGGACUCGGCGAACCCGAGUCGGAUAGUAAGAAUGUGGAGAAACCGCGCAACGACCUGCCAUCAACGCUGGUUCGCAUUCCAGCUGAGCCACGUGAUAAGACUGGGGAGUGAAUCAGUGACAUGUCUCUCCCUUCGACUCCAGCUGAAACACCCUGAAUGGUCUCGUCUUUUGCAGCCUGGAUCAUU
Penicillium crustosum is the source of this 552-nucleotide messenger RNA. Its product is annotated as DASH complex subunit DAD2. Gene Ontology annotation, biological process: mitotic cell cycle; attachment of spindle microtubules to kinetochore. The record is from RefSeq and is a predicted model, not a curated record. The annotation marks the transcript as partial. Gene Ontology annotation, cellular component: mitotic spindle; mitotic spindle midzone; DASH complex. The transcript has 3 exons. Lineage: Eukaryota; Fungi; Ascomycota; Eurotiomycetes; Eurotiales; Aspergillaceae.